AUGACCGGCAUGACCGACAUGACCGACAUGGGUCGUCAUGCAAUUCGCUCCGUUGCCGCGUCGCCUGUUACUACUACAGACGUCGAGUGCCACGAGCCUGUACUGGACGUAACUGAACAAUGCCAACAUCUGGCGGGACUCCUGCGGGAGAUGAAGGCCCGCGCAAGCGUAGAAGACCGCAACCGGAUCAGCGACAUCCUGGACGAGAUUGAUGAAGACUUCUCGGAUCAGAGGCACACUCCAACGCCAUCGAACCUCGAGGUUGACACCCAGAGCUCACAAGGAAGUGUGGACGUCGGCAAUGCCGACUUUUUCGAGCGUCAUGAGACUGAGGGUCUGGAUCUGCUCGAUGAAGACUUGCACAGCAGAGACGAAGCUCGCGCCACAGGUUUCGUCGGCAAGAGCUCAGAGAUCCAAUGGUUGCGCACAGUCGCACUCGCGCAAGGCGAAAGAAUAGACGGAGAUUGGCCUGGGGCAGUACCUCAACGACAGCAUGCCUACGCAUCUGGCAGUGAUCAAGUAAGCUCAUUCAGCUUUUGGGUCGACAGCGAUGAUGUGAGUAUCGACUUUUACGUGAACGCAUACGAGCUGCCACAGCCCGAGCUUGCUGAGCAUUUGGUACAAUGCUACAUGCUUAAAGUGCACGACUCUUUCCCCAUCCUACCACGCAAAGCUUUUGGGGACCAGACUCGCGCCUACUUUGCGGCGUUGCGUAGCGGAAAUGCACCACGCCUCAAUCCGAAAUGGCAAGCCAUUCUGAAUCUCGUCUUUGCUAUCGGCGCCAACUAUGCAUACCUGCUCAACAAAGAUUGGGAUGGUGGAGAUCAUAUUAUAUACCAAGCGCGAGCACGAGCAUUUGGUAUGAGCGAGGCGGCGAUGACCAGUCACCCUGACGUGCCCCAAAUCCAAGGGUUAGGUCUUCUUGCGUUCUACUGGCUCAGCACUGGACAAGUUAGUCGGGCCUGGACGGUCGUUGGUGCGGCUCUUCGCUCGGCAUACUCCCUUGGUCUACACGUACGAAACGAGGACCCUUCUGCGACGGCGACAAAACGAGAAUCGUUGGUGAAAACAUGGUGGAGCCUAUACUCGCUCGAGAGAACUCUCAGCAUUAUAACAGGCCGGCCUAGCAUUGUGGUCGACUCUUGUUGCUCAGUACCGUUGCCCAUGUCGGUACCAGAGGAAGAUGCAUCUGAAGCACUGGAGCCGGCAUACCGUAUGCAUGCAGGAAUUCCUGCAACGUUACACUCGCCUGCCUUUCCUCUCUCUCCUAACCUGGCUGCAAAUCCAUCUCAUACAGCAAUAGGCCCUGGAACAACAGACAUCAGUUCGGUCUCCUACUUCAGGGCUGUGGUACAGCUUUCCAUCAUAACUCAAAGUGUUCUCACUUCUCUUUACUCAGCAGGGACGAUGAUUAGGUCUUCAGAUGAUAUACAGCGGGAUAUCGCUCUUCUAGACCAACGCCUCGACCAAUGGGCCCGCUCAUUGCCCCCAGAGUUCCGGCUGUAUGAAGCACCACGCGAGCCUGAUGCGUUUGGACGAGAACGCAUGCUUCUCCGGUUCCAACUUUGCAGUGCGCAGAUUUUGCUUACGCGGCCGUGUUUGACUGUGCGGCGACAACCGUGGAAGGACGGGAACGACAUAAGCUUCUCGAAGCGUAUGGCAGAUAACUGUGUUGGCGCUGCGAGAACUAUUGUCGCUUCUUUACCCGAGGAGUCUUACACGCAAUUAUACGAGCAGAGUCCUUGGUGGUGUCUCAUUCACCACAUGAUGCAGGCCAUCUCAGUCUUCCUCCUUGCUCUCUCGCAUCCCAAUUCCACCUCAUUCGACACCACAAUGAUGAUUCAUUGUAUAAGAAAGACCAUACGCUGGUUGCAGAGAAUGAAAGGUUCCGUAGCUGAGCGUGCUCAUCGUGUGGCUUUCAAUUGUUUCGAAAGCGUUGCUAGGCGACACGCCGUCGACAUAUCGGAUCUUUGGAAUCGGACAGCCGCCCCAGUUGUACGACAGCCGGUCUCUAACACAAGGGUUAGCGUUCCUGCACCGGUCCCGUCCGGUGCUUUCGGCCAAGCACCAACAGUGAUACCUGCCGCCUCUGCUCCAGCUUAUGGUACCACGAUGACUGGCGCUACUUUCCCUCCUCAUUCUGAGGCCUCGAACUUUGACGCAGGCUACUACGUGCCACGAUGA
Messenger RNA from Pyrenophora tritici-repentis Pt-1C-BFP, 2184 nucleotides. RefSeq names its product fungal specific transcription factor domain containing protein. The record is from RefSeq and is a predicted model, not a curated record. Gene Ontology annotation, molecular function: zinc ion binding; DNA binding. Lineage: Eukaryota; Fungi; Ascomycota; Dothideomycetes; Pleosporales; Pleosporaceae. Gene Ontology annotation, biological process: DNA-templated transcription.